Messenger RNA from Scophthalmus maximus (turbot), 1710 nucleotides. RefSeq names its product homeobox D10a (gene hoxd10a). NCBI's taxonomy places the organism in Eukaryota, Metazoa, Chordata, Actinopteri, Pleuronectiformes, Scophthalmidae. The transcript has 2 exons. The record is from RefSeq and is a predicted model, not a curated record. Gene Ontology annotation, biological process: regulation of transcription by RNA polymerase II. Gene Ontology annotation, cellular component: nucleus. Bases 151 to 1197 code for a protein of 348 amino acids. Gene Ontology annotation, molecular function: RNA polymerase II cis-regulatory region sequence-specific DNA binding; DNA-binding transcription factor activity, RNA polymerase II-specific.
GGAGGCUGCGUCUCAAGUCCAUUUUCAAAUCUCAUUGGUGGGCUUGUCAUGUGGUCGGGAGGCAUCCUGACUUACACGGGAGAUUGUUUUUCCUAGAUAUGUCAGCUUACAAAGGACAUCUCUCUCCUCCAAAGAGCCUAACCCCCCAAAAUGUCCUUCCCCAGUAGCUCUCCUGCGGCAAACACGUUCUUAGUGGACUCUCUAAUCGGGGCUUGCAGGACGGACAGCUUCUACUCCAACAGCAACAUGUACAUGCCGUCCGGCUCCGACAUGGGAACUUACGGAAUGCAAACCUGUGGACUCCUGCCGUCUUUCGGCAAACGAGGGGAGGUCAGCCACCAAACUAUGGGCAUGAAUGUCCACUCGUACAUACCUCAGAUAGAUAACUGGGCUGACCCGAACAGAGCCUGCAGAAUAGAGCCGUCCACUCCGAUGACAAACUGUUCGUUCUCACAGAGCAUAAAGGAGGAGAGUAACUGCUGCAUGUACUCCGACAAGAGAGUGCAAAAAGUCAGCCUGACAGAAGUCCCCGCUUAUUCUAACGUGACCCCCGAGUCCUGUCCCGUCGACGGUCCCGAGGUCCCGGUGCCGGGCUAUUUCAGACUGAGCCAAACUUAUGCGAACGGGAAGCAGCAGGAGAACUACUGCCACGAGCCGCCGAGUCCCAACCCGACGCUGAUGCAGCUCAGCCGGCUCACCCCGAAACCGCAGCCAUCCUCCGCCUCGUCGUCGUCGUCGUCGUCCUCCUCCUCCUCCAAUUUCGCAGAGGUCGAGAAGAAAGGCGAGGACGACCCCGACACCUCGAGGACUCCGGUGCCCGCGCAAAGUCCCGACCCAAAGUCGGGCUCGGAGGAGAGGCACUGCUCCAUGGACAUGGAGGCGCCCCUGUCCAGUCCCGAGCUGCAGCUGAAGGAGGGGAAAGGCUGCAAGAGCGACGCGCCGACCAGCAACUGGUUAACGGCGAGGAGUGGGAGAAAGAAGCGGUGCCCCUACACGAAGCACCAGACCUUGGAGUUGGAGAAGGAGUUCCUCUUCAACAUGUACCUGACCCGAGAGCGCCGCCUAGAGAUCAGCAGGGGCGUCAACCUGACCGACAGGCAGGUCAAGAUCUGGUUCCAGAACCGCAGGAUGAAGCUGAAGAAAAUGAACAGGGAGAACCGCAUCCGCGAACUCACCUCGAAUCUCACCUUUUCGUGAGCUCGCAUUCUUUCCAGUGGUUAGCUCUUCAUUUUAUUUGUAAUGUCUCUCGUAUUCAGUUUGAUGCUUUUGGUGGCAUUGGACGUUUAUCUAUCAAUUUCAGCGAAACUGUGACUAUACGUGUGCCCCCUUUUAGUACUUUGUGUGGCGUCUCGUGUUCUAUUUGUUUCAUUUUUUUGUUUUUUUUUAUCACAUCAGGGUAACACUUUUUGUUCUUAAAUUAUUGGAGGAGCAAUUCUCCCCCCUCUGGCGUGUAGACAUGGAUAUAUUCUAUUGUGUCGGGGCGGUGAGCCGUGUGGAAGGAUGUUCCUUUAUUUCAGUCAUGAAAGCACAUUUAUUGUCGUGUAUGUGGUGCAACAUUUGUUUUUACAGUGAAAAGUGCAAAGCCAAUUUGCUCAGUAGUGAAAUGUUUUCAGUGGGCCUUUUUUUUGAAGUGGCGGAAAACGGUGUUCAUCUGUGGAUUUGACUGCAUGUGUGUGGCAUGUAUCUUGCAAUAAAUAGAUUGUCAAAUAA